Chrysemys picta bellii (western painted turtle) is the source of this 4670-nucleotide messenger RNA. The record is from RefSeq and is a predicted model, not a curated record. Lineage: Eukaryota; Metazoa; Chordata; Testudines; Emydidae.
UCCUCCUCCUCUCCUUUAUUGCAGUUCAAUUUUGUGGGAAGAAUCCUUGGUCCCAGAGGACUAACAGCUAAACAGCUGGAGGCAGAAACAGGAUGCAAGAUAAUGGUCCGAGGAAAGGGCUCAAUGAGGGACAAAAAGAAGGUCUCCUUUAAGAGCAGAGGCAACCUUGAUCCAGCAGUUUUGGAGGUAGAGGAGGAACAAAACAGAGGCAAGCCCAACUGGGAACACCUGAAUGAAGAUUUACAUGUACUAAUCACUGUGGAAGAUGCUCAAAACAGAGCAGAAAUCAAAUUGAAGAGGGCUGUUGAAGAAGUGAAAAAAUUACUGGUACCUGCAGCAGAGGGGGAAGACAGCCUUAAAAAGAUGCAACUAAUGGAACUUGCAAUUCUGAAUGGCACCUACAGAGACGCCAACAUCAAAUCACCAGCCCUUGCCUUUUCUCUUGCAGCGACAGCCCAGGCUCCAAGGAUUAUUACUGGGCCUGCGCCUGUUCUCCCCCCAGCUGCCCUGCGUACUCCUACGCCAGCUGGCCCUACCAUAAUGCCUUUGAUCAGACAGAUACAGACCGCUGUCAUGCCAAACGGAACUCCUCAUCCAACUGCUGCAAUAGUUCCUCAAGGACCUGAAGCUGGUUUAAUUUACACACCCUAUGAGUAUCCCUAUACACUGGCACCAGCGACAUCAAUUCUUGAGUAUCCUAUUGAACCUAGUGGCGUAUUAGGUAUGGCUUUCCCAACGAAAGGCUAAGAAUUCAAGAACGGUCUUAACUGAACCCUCAUCAGAUCUGAAUUUAACAAAUGCUUAGUUUCAGCAGUCUUGAAAAAAAGUAGCCUAGCAGUCAGUGACUUACUUGCACUUUUUUUUGCACAUAGAUAUAAAAUAAAAUAGUGCUAUUAAUUUGGUUUAGUCUCUAUUAUUACAAAGUAGCUGUAAUUUAUGAGUGUAUAGUAGUAUACUGACUGCUAAGUGUUCUAUACUGUUUGCUUUACUAAUCACCUAAUUCAUUGCAGUUCAUACUUUAUUGACUUAAAGUUUAAAACCACAUCUGUAGGCAUGAAGAAUUGCUUUAAAACUUUUUUUAAUGGUAGAAACUGGAAGUGGUCUGAAGGGUAGCAAAUAAUUGUCAGUAUUAAAAAUGGCAUUAUUUAAAGUAGUGCUGCUGCAAAAAAGGCACUUCAGUGAAUAUGUGACUAGUAAAGCUUAAAUGUUCUUGGAUCUAAUAGAUUUCAUGAAAUACUGUAAUGUUGGGAUUGAAAAUGAGUGGAUUAAACAGGUUAAGGCCAGGAUGUUUGAAAUAAAUGCAAUAUUAAUCUGCACAGAUAUACUUCAUAUAUUAAAGUUAAGAUUUGAAACUACUGUGCCUUAACUUGUUGCUUUCUUAAAAUGAAUUUUGUAGUAAAUGAUCACUUAAAUCCAUUUUGCUAAACCUGCUGUUAAUGUUUGUCUUUGAAUGUUUUCUAACUUUGUCUUGGUAAUUGCAAUUUAACUAGGUGCGGUGGCUACUAAAGUUCGAAGGCACGAUAUGCGUGUCCAUCCUUACCAAAGGAUUGUGACCGCAGACCGAGCCGCCACCGGCAACUAACCUAUGACCUUCUGACCUCUGAACUCUUCACCCAAUGAUGACCUGACCAUGCCUGCCUGCUGAUCAGUUAACUGGUAAUCGCCUUUGCUUGCCUGUCUUCAGUGCAGCGAGCUGAGGCACUUGUCCGUUCGUCUUACCAUCUAACAAAAAAGACAAAGAAAUUAUUGUCCUCCAACUCAGCUUUUUUUUCCUGUUUGGGUGAAAGUGGUUCUAGAACCUGCACUGAAUAGUAGUAAAGCAAUAAGGUCCAAUUCAUCCCUCAGCACUGAUCAUCCUUUAGUGUCCCACCCUAAACGAACGGUAAGAAGGCCUCACUUAAGUGAUGGAGACAGAUGUCCCUUAACUACCCGAUGACAGAGGCAGUUACUGUGAGCGACUUCUAGGAAUCUUUUUCUUCUCAUAAUGAAGUCAAAGCUCUCUUUGAAUGUACUGUGUGAUGAUGCAUCAUGCAUGAACCUUUGGUCAGGGAUGUCAUUGGUGAAGGGAUUCCAAAAAGUAUUCAAAAUUUGACUUGCUGUUUAGUCACUACCAGUGCCCUCAAAGGGCAAAAGUUGCAGCCUUUUUUCUAUUGCCUGCCAAAUUGGAUGUUUUAAAAGAACGUGUGCCAUGAAAGAUAGAUUUCAGUGAAUUUUCAGAACUAUGUUAAUGCAAAGAACAAAACAGCAACACUAUGAAAGCAAAAUCUGAGUUAAGAUUACUUUAACCAUAUUUAAACUUUCUUAAAAGAUUACAUGAGAACAAGGUACAUGCAUUAUGUGUCACAUUACUGGGCAAACUGUUCAAAUAUUUUUUUUAAACCUCCCUGUAUAGAAAAAUUUCAUUAAGGAUGUAAAAGCCAUGCUUGCCUAUUUGCUGUAUACAUGUAAUGAAAUUGUAGAUAAAGUGUAGUGCAUUGAAACAAAAUGAACAAAAAAGUAGAUACUUUUACUAUACAAGGGUGCUGGUGCAGAAAAAAUAUAUUUUUGGAAAUGUAGCAUUUUAUACUUUCAAGUGUUAUAAAAAAAAGAAAAAAAGAACAAAGAAACAACCCUUUAUUUCAUUAAAUGAUUUUUUCUGGUGGUUGUCAAGAAACAAAAGACCAAAAGAGCCUUUUUGUCUUUCUUUUUAUUUUUUAAGUAUUGGAAUAAGUCUAAAGAAAAGGAAGUGCCUUAUUUUCUUCAUGGUCAUUUAGUCAAAUGUCUCAUAUAAUCAGCUCCUCCCUCAGACAACAAGUUAAUGCAUGCCACUUAGUCGCCCAGUAUGUGAAAAGAAGCUGGGAAAGGAAGACAAAUGAGUUGACAGUUUGAAAUAACUGAUUUUUGCCAUAGUAGCAUGAUGCAACUUUGCCAAAUCUUAUAAUGUGAAACGUUUGAUAAUUUUUCUAUCAAAUGCUGGCCCCCAUUAGUCUUGCAACAUUUUCACCAUCUCAAACCAUAGUUAACAUAUUUUGUUUCAUGUACUUGCUCAAUCUAAACCAAAGGGUUCUGACUCAUUCUAAAUCAGCAUUAGCUGACACAUGUUUAUAGGGCAGCAAGUGCUCCAUUUUGUUCAGGGGAUGGCGUGGAGUUGUCUUGAUUUGAAAUAUUGACAAGUAUAGCAGACCUUGUACUUGUCCACAGAAUAAAGUUUGGUGGAUAAUGAAAUUGAACAUGUUUAACUAAUUUUAAGUCUGACCUAAGCAUGUUCCAGUAUUUUGUAAGCAGCUCCCACAGUGUCAAAUAGUGUAUAAGAUAUUCAAUUCUCAUAAUAUUGAUUGUUGCUUUUUAUUCAAAAGAAAAGCAGGAAAGAUUCAUCGACUAACUAUUUAAAAAUUCAUCUAUAGUUCAGUAUUAUCUUUUAGCGCCACAUGAAAUUCAUGUAGCUAGACCAGCAUAAGAGCUGAGAAGCUUUUUUGAAUAGUGUUGAAUUCUGAAAAUAUUGAGCAAGUAUCAAUUUGCUAAUGGCUCAGUAUUAGACUUGGCAAAUAUCAGGUGAUGAUUUAUUUCCCCUCUUGUCAACUUAUUCUCCUCCUGCAAACCUUCAUAGCUUCCAAAUCAAAGGUCAAUAGUAAGCUAAGAAAGAGGGCUUACGGUUUAAGCACCUGUUUGGUGACCUCAUCUAGCAUCUUGUCUCACCUGGAAACAAUUAUCCGUUUAUUUACUAUGCAAUAGACAUUCAUCCUUUUGUAUUCAGCUAGCUUUUGUUUAUCGUGCCACCAGCUUUGUCUUCCUGUUACACAUACAGUUGUUUUGACUUAAUUUACAGUAUAUAUGCUGUGCCAUUUUGAUUUUUGUUUGUUUGGUUGAAUAAACCUGCGACACUCAAACAUUUGAGAAGAGAUUUGCUAAAACAAUACCAGUAUUUGAUCCAGAUUCAUCUCAACUAUGAUAAACCUGGACAUUUUUUGAUGUUUAUCAAAUGGGGGAAAGUUACGUGUAUGAAAUAGAAGUGUGACAUGUAAUAGUAAUGUUUGCUCUGAAUGAACAAACUUUUGAAAACAUAGUUGACAAAAUUUUGGAUCAACUUAAAAAAAAGCAUGACUUUUGAAAUCUCUGAAUGCCUUGGUUCUCAGUAUUAUAAUUCUUUAUUGAAUUUUUCUUUAUUAAAAUAUGUAGUUUUAAGACUUCUUUCUGACAGUAUUAUGUAAUUUUUUAGAGUGGGUAGAUGGGAGUGUCGCUUGUAUGUAACAGUACAGAUGACAUGUAUUUGUCUAUUCUUUAUUAUCUUAGUAGUUUCAUGCUGUGUAUGUAUCAUAACCAACCUAUUGCCUAUGAGAAACAUGUAAGAUAAUGUAUUUACAGCCAUUGUUACAAGUUUAUAAUGUAUUUUUCUAUCUUGUUUUAUAUGUAUGUUAUAUAAAACAUUCAAUUUUUUUCCUGAUUGAGAAAAAAAGGAUACAAAAAUGCAAAACCCACAAUUUUGAUAACUGAAAAUUGCCAAUUGUUUUGCAGUACUUUAUUAUAUUGGGAGUGUUGUCUUUCUUGGGCUUUUAGUUAGCUACUGGAUGAAUACAUUAGACAUAUUUGGGUUUUAGUUGGGUUUUUACAUAGCUUGCAUUUUAAUUCUUUGGUUCUUUGCUGUUUCUAUUAACCCAUAGCAUUAUUUUAAUAAAUGUUAUAAUACCAACCUA